Drosophila virilis is the source of this 998-nucleotide messenger RNA. Its product is annotated as probable chitinase 10. Lineage: Eukaryota; Metazoa; Arthropoda; Insecta; Diptera; Drosophilidae. Gene Ontology annotation, cellular component: extracellular region. The record is from RefSeq and is a predicted model, not a curated record. Gene Ontology annotation, molecular function: chitin binding.
ACGCUGAUCAAGAAUUAAAGAUAUGAGCGAUAAAAUUGAUAAGCGAUCAUAUAAAAAGCGUGUGUAGAAAUUAAGAGCAUUGAGUACUUUCUCUGGACUCUGCUGGUACAAUCAACACGAUGAAAUUCACGAUCCUCAUUUGCUUGCUGGGGUUGGCAUUAGUAUCGGCUAACUAUGGCAACGGUAUUGACAAUGGAUCGCAAAUACCGACUGAACCGCCUCAUCAACUCGGCCAGUGUCCAGCCUACGAUGAUCCCAAUCAUAUCGUGAUGUUUGCCUAUCCCAACGACUGCCGCAAGUACUACACCUGCAUGAAAGGCCUCGCUUAUCUGAAUCAGUGUCCUGAUAACUAUUAUUGGAGCCAGCUAACCUAUCGCUGUGACUACAAGCAGUACUCCAACUGCGGAACUACAGAUUUUCCAGACAAUAGUCAGGCUGUUCGGUAUAGCGCAUAUCCGGGAGAUUGCACCCGCUAUUAUGAGACGCGUACUCUACGCUGUCCCAACAACUAUCAUUGGAAUGAGCACCAUGAGCGCUGCGAUCUGCCACAAUUUGCGGGCUGUACUGAAUACCCUGCAACCUUGCCACCAGGUAGCUCGCCUGCUCCUGUGGUGCCAACUGCUGUUACGGCGCCGCCAACAUCCCAGCCAACAACGCAACCGGACACACCUUAUGACCCGGAAUAUCUCUGCAAAAAUUCCGGUAAUAUGCCAUAUCUGCCAUAUCCUGGAGAUUGCCAAAAGUUUAUCUACUGCGGCCCAACUCCAUCUGUGCUCACAUGUCCCUCCGGCUUGUACUGGAAUCGCAAUACACAGUCUUGUGGCUCAACCAACAUGGGCUGUACGAAGUAGGAUCCUUUUAUCGCCUUUGCAGACAUAUCGAGAAAAUUGUUUCUAUUGUAAAUCUACCAAGUAUUUGGUCAUCAAAUCGUAAUCACUUUAUUGAUCAAUCAAAUCAAUUCAUUUUAUUUUCUACGCAAUUAAAUCAGACUAACUUUC